AUGCAUGCUGGCCAAACAGGCGUCAUGGGCCUUGAGAAGGGCUUUCAUCUUGCCUGGCGAUCUGUGGAGUACUACGGGAAGGCGAUGCUGCAAUACGGGCCAGAAGUGCUGAUGGCAGCUGCGGCUUUCCCCAUCCUGCAGCUGCCUGUGCUCCUGCUCACCGUUGGUUCAGGUGCCCUUGUCGGAAUGGAACUUGUGGGCGCCAUCCUACUUGGUUGGUAUGCUGGGGCCAUCUACGGCUUCACGAUGGGCUCCAUGCAGAUCUUGAGGACAACUGUGGACCUGUCGGGAGAAGCCCUGGCGAUCGGGUUAGGGUACCUGGGAACAGCCCUCUCUGUGUCCACCAAGGCCACCAUGGAGUUUGCAAGGGGCUUCGUCCCUCUUGUCAAGUCAGUGUGCCGGGCCCCUCGAUGA
This is a messenger RNA of Ostreobium quekettii, 414 nucleotides long. The record is from the annotation of a GenBank genome assembly. Lineage: Eukaryota; Viridiplantae; Chlorophyta; Ulvophyceae; Bryopsidales; Ostreobiaceae.